CGUUAUAACUGAACACAGUUUAACGCACUGACCCGAACGCUCAAAUCCGCAGGACACACAUUCACAGCUUCAUCUCCGGCAUUUGAUCCAAACACAGAAACAGCGGGUCAGUUUCAGCGCGAGCUCCGGAUCAAACUAAUGGACUGAGUCGGAUAACGGAGAGAGAGCGCGAGCGCAUCUGUGACACUGCCGGGAAAGGCUGAUGGAUGGAGCGAGGGAUCAGUAUGAGGAACGAUUGAAAAAAGUUUUUGAGAGUUUUGACGGCAGUGGUUUGGGCUCUCUGUGUCCAGAGGAACUGACUGAUCUCUGUCACGCCCUUCAACUGGAAGAGAACACGCUGAACACACUUGUACACACACUGCUGCAGGACCAGCUCAGUGCACGGGUUGAAUUUGAGCAGUUUAAAGAAGUGCUGAUUCUUGUGUUAUCGAGCACAAAUACAAAUGAUCCACAGGAAUGUCCUGAACAACCAGAUUCCCCAGAAGUCCAGCCACGCUUCGUGAAGGGCAGUAAACGUUAUGGCCGCCGCUCUGCUCCAGAGUUCAUACACAUACACACAAAUCCACACACACAGGCUGAAGAUGAGGAGGAAAAGGAUGAAGAUGCUCAAGAGACUGUACCCAGGAAACGUGAGCGCUGGAAUACUGACGUGAGCAUUUCUGAAGAGUUUGAGGCGGAAGGUCAGAUGCACCUUUGGAACCCUGAUGAACCCAGCACACCACGUUGCAAUGCAGUGACACUCUGUGACUUGGAGGAGCGUUUGCAGAACGCAUGUCGUGAACUCUCUCUACCAAUGAACGGCAUGGCCACACUGCAGCAGCUACACACACUCUGCCAGCGCACUGGCACAGAGGUGGGUGAGGAUGUGUUCCAGUGUGCUGAUGAAAGCACGAUGGACGUGCAGGAGUUUGUGUCAUAUAUUAUAAACCGCAGUAAACCACUCACACCAUCAGCAUCUACUCCCUACAGACAAUUAAAGAGACGCCACUCCACUCAGUUUGAUGAGUCAGGCCAUAGAAUCUCAUGUGCAUUGAGCAGUACAAUCGGUCUGCAGCUUUUUUCAGUUUUGGAUGUUGGAUCAGGUCAUGCUCCUGCUGAAACUCUGCUCUACAGGUGGAUGGAAGAGGGAGUCGACAACAGCUCUGAGAUCUUGCAGGCUCUGGAUUUUAAUCUGGAAGGUAACGUGAAUCUGUCUGAGCUGACUGUUGCUAUAGAGAAUGAACUGCUGAACUCAAAGAACUCAAUCCACCAGGUGGCCCUAGUGAGCUUUAAGGCAGAAAUCAGACAUUUGCUUGAGUGUGUUGACCUGGAAAGACAUGAGAAGGAGAGAAUUCGUUCCGAUCUGGACAAAGCAGAGAAGCUCAAAUCUCAGCUGGCGUCUGAAGUGGAUGACCACCAUGUUGCAAUUGAGCGCAAUAAUGAACUCAAUCUCAGAAAGUUGGAGAAGGAAUAUAAAGAUAGUAUGAAUGCUCUGAGGGUGGAGCGAAGUAAAGAGGUGGAGCUUGUGCAGCAACAUGCCAGUCAGCAACGAGAAGAGUUGGAACAGGAAAUUGGCAAGAUGAGAGAAGAUGAAAAUGUCCUACGAGAACACCUUACACUCACCAUUAAAGAGAAUUGCUGUCUGGAAACCGAACUUCUCGAGAGCACAGAAAAACUGGUGGAGGCUGAAAACCAGAUUAACAAACUACAGAAAAAUCUGGACAGUGUUUUGAAAGAACGGUUUGGUGAUUUGGAUCCAGACAGCGCUGAGUUCUACCAGCAAGAGGACCGUAUGAGACAGCUACGAGAGAACUAUGAGGAACAGUGCAGGGAGUUGCAGGAUCAUAUAGAUGAGUUGGAAGCUCAGUUGGAGGAAUAUCAGACUUUAGGCAGCACCCCCUCAACCCGUCCAGGCCAGAGUCUGUCUGAUGAACUGGCCAGAAAAAGCCCAGACCCAGGUUCUCAGGAGCGACAGACAUUAAACAUGAGUUUAGAAACAGAGAUGUUACUGGAGCAGCACCAAAGAGAGAUAGAAAACAUUCAGGCCAUGAUACAAGAAGAACAACGCAACUCAGAAAAGGAAAGGAAUCGUCUUUCCCUGCAGCACCAAAAGGAGGUGCAGAUUUUGAGGGAGGAGAUGGCAAGAGAGCUAGAACGAGCAAACAGGCUGGAGCAGGAAGUGUCUGCCCUCCACACUCUCCACCAGCAUGAGCUCAGCUUUUUCACACAGGAGGCGCAGUAUGCCAGGAGCCGUGCAGAGCAGCUGAAGGAGCAGGUGGGAGUUCUGGAGGAGAAAAAGACUGCUUAUGAGGAGCAGAGCAGAGCGCAUGCAGAGGAGAUCAGCCUGAUAGAAUUGAAGCACCAGAAGGUGCCAGAGGCAAGUCUACAGGAGCAGAGAGAAAGACUGCAGGAAGAAAGGGAAAAAUGGGAGAUGAGGCUCACGGAGCACUGGAAACAAGCACAGGAGCGUUUGCAGAGGGGCCAUGAGGAGGUUCUAAGUGCACAGUUUGAAGAGGUGCAGCAGAAAACAGAACGAGAGUGUUUUGAGAUGGAAAGGAGGCUCAGGGAGGAGUGGGAACGGGAGAGGCAGAAGUUAGAGGAGGUCAGUAAGGAGGCACUGCAGGCCGUAACAGAGGAGAGGAAAGAGAGCGAGAGGAGGCUCAGGCAGCAGUGGGAUGAGGAGCGUGUUUCAUUAGAGGAGAAGCAUCAUGCUGUUCUCAUGCAGCAUUUAGAGGAGGAGAGAGAACGCUUCCGUGCACAGCAGGAGGAGACUGAGAGCAUCAUAAUGGAGCACUGUGGUAGAGUGAGGGCUCAGCUAGAGAAACAAAGUGAGGAGGCACUGCAGGCCUAUUUAAAGCUGGAAAGAGAGCAACUGCAAGCAGAGAAAGAAGAACAAGAGAUGAGGUGGCAGCAGGUGCUGAAUGAAGAGCAAAACCGGAUGGAUGAGGCACACAGGGAGGCCAUGCAGGAGCUGAGCACCAAACAUAGCAAAGAGAGAGAGAGACUCAGUGGCCUUCUGGAGAAAUUGCGCACUGACAUUGCAGAAGAGAGGCUCAGCUGGCUGCAGUCUUGCCCUCAUCUCCUCUACAGUUGCCACGGGAACAGAGAAGACAGCACCAUAGUGAUGGCCCCAACUUCAACAUGAAGGACGAUCGGGAGGUGAUGCUGUUACAGAUGGAGGAGAGAAUGAGAGAGGUGGAGCUCAUGCUCAGAAACCUCAAACUAUUGCUAGAGGAGAAAGUCACUCAGCUGAAGGAGCAGUUGACUAGGAACAGUGAAUCUGAC
Myxocyprinus asiaticus (Chinese sucker) is the source of this 3264-nucleotide messenger RNA. Its product is annotated as ninein-like. NCBI's taxonomy places the organism in Eukaryota, Metazoa, Chordata, Actinopteri, Cypriniformes, Catostomidae. The transcript has 19 exons. Gene Ontology annotation, cellular component: ciliary transition fiber; pericentriolar material; centriole. The record is from RefSeq and is a predicted model, not a curated record. Bases 203 to 3124 code for a protein of 973 amino acids. Gene Ontology annotation, molecular function: calcium ion binding. Gene Ontology annotation, biological process: centrosome-templated microtubule nucleation; microtubule anchoring at centrosome; centrosome localization.